Messenger RNA from Chironomus riparius, 2075 nucleotides. NCBI's taxonomy places the organism in Eukaryota, Metazoa, Arthropoda, Insecta, Diptera, Chironomidae. The record is from the annotation of a GenBank genome assembly.
UUCGGACGGUUUCGUUCUUGAGUGCGAUAUACAGGUGUAAAAUAAAUAAAAAGAAGAAAACAAGUAAAAAAAAAAUAUUUUUUUGAAGAAGAAGAAAUUGAAAUUUUGUGAACUAUUUUUGAAAAUAAAAGUGAAUGAAGGAAAAAUUAUAAAAAAAAAAUUUGUGAUUUAAAAUUAUUAAAAAAAAGAAAGCAAAGGUUAAGAUUAAAAAAUGCCACGUCCAUCACGUGAACAGUGUGAUCAAAAGCCACCAUAUUCAUACAUCAGCCUUACGGCUAUGGCAAUUUGGAGUAGUCCUGAUAAAAUGUGCUCAUUAGCUGAGAUUUACAAAUAUAUUACAGACAGAUUUACAUACUAUCGAACCAAUACACAGCGAUGGCAAAAUUCACUGCGACACAACCUUAGUUUUAACGAUUGUUUCAUGAAAGUUCCACGACGUCCCGAUCGACCAGGAAAGGGAAGUUAUUGGACACUCCAUCCAAAAGCAUUUGACAUGUUUGCCAAUGGAAGUUUAUUAAGAAGAAGAAAACGCUUUAAGCUUCACAAACAAGACAAAGACGUUCUCAAUGAAGAGUUUGCAGCACUCGCAAACAUGAAUAGAUUCUUCACAUCACCAAAUGACUUUUACCAUACACCAAUGCCACCUCAUUCAGUCUGUGACAUUCCAUAUGCAACACCAUCACCUCCACUUGUCGAUACACAUUAUCAUCGCAUAUCACCGUCAAUCUCAUGUGACGAUGAACUCAUCAGACCAGCAUCGCCAAAGUCAAUCUCACCGAUACCAGUAGUUCCAACGCCGACAGCUACGACUGUCAUAGAACCUGUCAAAAAGCCAAAGCGUAAAUUCAAUAUUGAAAGUCUCAUCGAGAUUGAGCCUGACGAGAAUGCUAACAAGAAGCUUAAGGUUGAUACGUUGGAGAGUAACUUGUCAUUAUUUAGACAACAACUAGCUGAUAGCUUCCCAAAUAGUGCAAUUCCAAUUGACGUACAACAGCAGCAACUUCAACACCACCAUCAACAGCAAUUAAUACGUCAAUUUACAAACUAUGAACUGCCUCCUAUCCAUCCGCUUAUUAUGAUGUCACCAUUAGCUAUGAAAUUAGCAUCAAAUAGCAUUACACCGUAUCCUUAUCUACAUCAUUACCAGAAUUUAAGGUUAGAUACGUUAGCUAAUCGGAUGGCACUUAAUGCUUCACAUAUGGCGACUGUUUAGAUCGCAUUUAGACACAACAAUGAACGAGUGUGAUGUUAGGAAUUAUAAAAUAAUACAAUAAAUAAUGAGGGAUGAUGAAAAAUUAAUGAAUGAUACCAGUAGCAUGAAUUAUAUGGCUACAAAAAAAAAUUAGUAAAAUUAGCUUUAUAAUUUUUUAAUAUUAUUUCUUGUGUCCACUUUUUAAUAAUUCACACAUGCAAACAUACUUUAUAUAUAUAUUUAACUUCUGACUGUGCUAUUAAUUUUUAAAUGUAAAUUUAUGAAGGAAUUAUGAAUUAUGUUAAUGUCUUUAGCUUUUGUUUUUUGUAUGUGAUGAGGAAGUGAUGGUUAAGGGCAGAGUUGGAGUUGGGUAAUUGAUGGGAUUUUUUGAGAAUUUCAUAUACUUCACAAGAGCGUACAGGAUGUUCCUUACUACCGUUGGAACUGAAAAUUAAAAUGGAUAUAAGAUAUUGCGUUAGUUUGCAAAAACAAUAAAGAUCAUCAUUUAUGUUGGACAUUCUGUCACUAAACAUAGAAGUAGCAAGUAACUCAGGUGGAUGAGCAAAUAAGAAAAUGACAGAAUAUUUUCAAGUCUAGAAAGUUUAAGAGUUCGAAUCUCAAAAUUGAAAAGAAAAUAGUGUGUUUUGAUUAGAGCUGCUUUUUAUUUUUUUGGUAAUUUCUCCCCCAACUCUACAACGACCUCACUUCCCAAGACAAACUAAUAACCUAUAAAUCUGGAUUUAUUGAAACUCACACUGAGAAAAAACAAUAUUAAUCAAUCAUAAAGCAAAUUAGUUCCUUUUGAAGAUGAUUAUUUAUUUGAAAAACAUUUAAAUGAUCGUAAAAUUUUGAAUUUCUGUAAAAUGUUUUUUUUAUUGUCUUU